GAAUUUAAGACGGCUUCACUAUGAUUAUAUUUACAGGCUAUGAUGGUAUAAACUGCUCUCACAAUAUCGACGACUGUUACAAUAUCAGUUGUUCUGAUGACGGGACGUGUCAAGAUGGUCUUAACACUUACACCUGUUUAUGUAAAGAUGGAUUUAAUGGAACUCACUGUGAAAAUGACAUUGAUGAUUGUGUCAACAAUGACUGUCAAAAUGGCGGGACUUGUCACGAUGGGAUAAUGAAUUACACGUGUUCGUGUAGUGGUGGGUUUACUGGAAAUCACUGUGAAAGUAACAUUGAUGAUUGUGUCAACAAUGACUGUCAAAAUGGCGGGACUUGUCACGAUGGGAUAAUGGAUUACACGUGUUCGUGUAGUGGUGGGUUUACUGGAAAUCACUGUGAAAGUAACAUUGAUGAUUGUGUCAACAAUGACUGUCAAAAUGGCGGGACUUGUCACGAUGGGAUAAUGAAUUACACGUGUUCGUGUAGUGGUGGGUUAACUGGAAAUCACUGUGAAAGUAACAUUGAUGAUUGUGUCAACAGUCGUUGUCAAAAUGGCGGGACUUGUCACGAUGGGAUAAUGAAUUACACGUGUUCGUGUAGUGGUGGGUUUACUGGAAAUCACUGUGAAAGUAACAUUGAUUAUUGUGUCAACAAUGACUGUCAAAAUGGCGGGACGUGUCACGAUGGAGUAAUGAAUUACACGUGUUCGUGUAGUGGUGGGUUUACUGGAAAUCACUGUGAAAGUAACAUUGAUUAUUGUGUCAACAAUGACUGUCAAAAUGGCGGGACGUGUCACGAUGGGCUUGGAACUUACUCGUGUUCAUGUAAAGAAGGAUUUAAUGGAACUCACUGUGAAAAUAACAUUGAUGAUUGUGUCAGCAAUGUCUGUCAAAAUGGCGGGACGUGUCAUGAUCGAGUUAUGGACUAUACGUGUUUAUGUAAACAAGGAUUCUCGGGUGUUCACUGUGAGCGACCCUCUUCAACAUCAAAAGCACCUCUAACACCGAAAUUAACUUUAAAUCAUGAGAGCCACUUAUCAACACGGACACCGAGUGUUUCAUUGCCGGAGGAGUUAACAUCACAUCGUGAACACCUUACAUCAACACGGAAAACGCCCGUUUCAUUAUCACCCGAUUAUACUUCCGAUCAGGAUCAUCAUUCAACAAAUUCAACAGCACAACCAAAUGUUUCAAUGGUGCCGGAGAUUACUUUCAAUCGUGACACUCAUCCAACAACACAUGAACCGAAUGUUUCAUGGUCGUCGAAGAUUACUCUUUCAACAACCCAUGAACCGAAUGUUUCACUUCCACCAAAGAUUGAAAAUGCAUCUUCACCACAAAAGUCAACAAAUAUCGCAUCGAUUGCCGGGGGCGCUGGAGGGGCAGUCUUUGUACUUGUCGUUGUUGUGGGUUUUGUCAUAUACUUGCGGAGGAGACGACGACGCCCGGAAAACCAAGACCAAUUAAAUCAAAACGGCGGACAGGUGACGUAUAAUUCGACUAAUGGAGUUAACAUUCACACCAACGGAGUUAACACUAAGACCAAUCUACAGGACGUCGGCCUUGAAAACGGGUACAACAACGAGAUAUACGAGGACAACGAAGGGACACAAUUAUAGUAAAUUGCUGAAGACUGCUCCUUGCAUCAUGCACUCGAAUAUGGGUGUACAACAACUCAUUCGCCAUCAUUUGAUUUAGACUUGGUCAAGUUAUUUUAUACACAGAGCAUUUUUUGUGAUUUUUACUAUGCGAUAGAGAUGUAUUUCUGCUAGUAUAGUACAAGAUAGUGGUGUGUGAUACGUGUUCUAUAUAAGUAGUUCAUAAAAGAGACUCGGCACAACAGUUAAUUAAAGGGAAAUCAAUUCGAAAAUGAUUACAGGGAAAGUCAACUGAUAAUGAAAACAACUUAAUAUCAAAAUCAAACACACGACUUUAUUUUAAGAUGUCUUUAUUUCUUCGAAAAGGAAGUUAACAAUAUCACCUAAGGCUCCAUGUAUGUUUCACCACAUCAUGAUGAUCAAUAAGCAUUUUCACAUUGGUUAUCACGAUAGAGAUAAUUAUAUUGAUAUCAGAACUUUAUAUUUCACAUAUGAACUGUCUUCUACCACACCUCAUACAAUUAUGCAGGGAGUUGUAAGCCAAGUGUGGAGUCCAUGGACAAAUAUUCAACAGUCACUCACCCAUCUCAAUGAUAGGCAGUGCUGUGAGUGUUACACUGUAACGCUAGAUAUUUGAUUUUGAUAACACCUACUAAUCGCUGACGAUGAGGUCUGGCUCGUCCUCUCGGAAUGUUAACUGAUAAGAUAACAUGACAGCUACACACAUUCGUUCUUCCUUGUUGAUUUUGAUUGGUCAUUCUUGUAUCUGGCGUACGUGAGCCACUCUAACAAAUUGUUAUCAAAUAAUGGUAUUCAUUCCGAGAACCUGCAUACUAUACAUGUUGAAGAAGGAAAAAUGUUUGAUAGAAUAACUUGCAGCACUAAGACAUCAAACUCAUCAUUUGCAGCAAUACUUUAUGAUAAACCAGCACGGAAAUGCCAUAUAUCGAUACGGUAGCACUGAUCCCUACCCUUUCGCGUUUUACUAUACGCUAACCAAUCUCUACCGGUAGGCAAACCUUGAUAGCCGACGUAAAAUACUAAAGAUAGCAUGAGUAGUCACACAUGACAAAUAUGUAUACUAACACGUUAUAUAGGCACUACGUGACAUAGGUAGUAGAACAUGACAUAUGCAGUUACACAGAAUAUAGUAUUAACACAUGGCAUACAUAGUAACACAUGACAUAUGUAGUAAUACAUGUCAUGCAUAGUAACAUAUGUCAUGCAUAGUAACACAUGCCAUACAUAGUAACACAUACCAUACAUAUUAACGUAUGACAUACAUAUUAACGCAUGACACAUAUAGUAACACAUGACAUACAUAUUAACACAUGACAUACAUAGUAACACAUGACAUACAUAGUAACACAUGACAUGCACAGUAACGCAUGUCAUACAUAUCAAAGCAUGUCAUACAUAGCAACGCAUACCAUACAUAGUAACACUUGUCAUACAUAAUAAGACAUGAUAUACAUAGUAACACAUGCCAUACAUAGUAACACAUGACAUACAUAGUAACACAUGACAUGCAUAGUAACGCAUGAUAUGCAUAAUGCAUAGCAUAAUUUUUAACAUAUGAUAUAGUUAGUAGUGCAUGACAUGCAUAGUAACACAUACAUACAUAAUAACACAUGGUAUACAGAGUAACAUGACAUACAUAGUAACACAUGACAUACAUUAUAACACAUGACCUACGUAACACAUGACCUACAUAGUAACACAUGACAUACAUAGUAACACAUGGUAUACGUAGUGAUAGAUGACAUGGGUAGUAACACAUGCCAUACACAAUAACACAUACCAUACAAAGCAACAAAUGACAUACAUAACACAUGACAUGCAUAGUAACACAUACACAAUAACAUAUGGCAUACAAAGUAACAUGACAUACAUAGUAACACAUGACAUACAUAUUAACACAUGACAUACAUAAUAACACAUAACAUACAAAGUAACACAUGACAUACAUAGUAACUCAUGACAUACAUAACACAUGACAUAUAUAGUAACGCAUGACACACAUAGUAACACAUGACAUACAUAGUAACACAUGACAUACAUAGUAACACAUGACAUACACAGUAACACAUGGCAGGCAUAAUGCAUGGCAUACUUUUUAACAUGUGGUAUAGUUAGUAGUACAUGACAUACGUAUUAACAUGAUAAAGGUAGGAACAUAUGACAUAUGCAGUAAUAGAUCACUUACGUAUUAACACAUGAUAAAGGUAGAAACACAUGUCUUAGGUAGUAAUACAUGACAUACGUAUUACAUGUAACAUAUGAUAUAGGUAGGAAUAUAUGACAUAUGUAGUAAUACAUGAUAUGUAGUUACGAACGACAAUGUUAUUAACUCAUUACAAUCUUACUUACAUAAGCCACAGGUAGUAACACAUAACAUGCAGUAACACAUAACAUGUAAUGAUAUAUGACCCACACAGUAACACAUGGUAUAUGUGGUAACACUUGACAAAUAUAGUAACAUGUUAUAUAGACAAUACAUGACAUAUGUAGUAACACACGUCAAAUGUGGUAACACACGAAUAUUGUGGUAACAAAGGUCAAAUGUGGUAACACACGUCAAAUUAGGUAACACGAAUAUUAUGGUAACACACGUCAAAUGUGGUAACACACGUCAAAUGUAACACACGUCAAAUGUGGUAACACUCGAAUAUUGUGGUAACACACGUCAAAUGUGGUAACACACGAAUAUUGUAGUAACACUCGAUAAAUGUGGUAACACGAAUAUUGUGGUAACACACAACGGUAGUAACAUAUGGCAGUAGUAACACGUGAUAUAAACAGGUGUAAGUACAUAGUUUUUCACUAGUACUUAUGUACAUGCGACAUCCGCAUGACACAUGUAAGCGUAGGACACACAACUGUGUGGGGGAAGAUAACCUUUUCUUCAAUUUAUCACGAUCGGGUUAUCAGGAGUGCAUGUAACGGGAGGUUGAUAUACUAGUACAUGUAUCUACCCCCUGGUGACGAAUUGUAUUGGUAUUCGGCUACAUAUGUUUAGGGUGGUUAUAAGGUUAUAGUGUAAAAACAUUAACAAAAUGGCUUACUUGAGCAUACAAUUUUCUGAAAUGAAAUGUAAACAUGAGUACAUGUAUGAGAGAAUGUGAUUAGUUGGUGAAAGACUCAAUGAAAUAUUUACAGCCUUACAUGGAUAUGAGAUAAACGGUUAUUACAUACAAUGUAUAAACAUGAUGGUGAUCACGUGAUAGUUGGUUUGAGAGGGAUCAAGUUAAUGUAUUUUAACAUAGCGUCCAGGGCAUCCACAAGCAAAUCACACUAUUAUUCAAUGUAAGCCAAAAUUUAUGUGUUUUCAUUUUUGAGGAGAUGUUGAUAUACAUCAUGGAAACAUGUACGCAAAUAAUUGAUUGAAGGCUCAUCAUGGGCUGGGUACCUAUUGAAUCUAUUGAAGCAUGUGAUCGACAAAAUAUGUAAUAUUCCUGGAACAUUCAAUACAUUUAAUGUUAAAUAGCACUGCUUUCAGUGUUGAGUAAGGUAUCUGACACCUUAAACUCCUUGCUCCUUGUCAAUACUGUCCUUGCAUGGUUUAAAGCAAUACCAAACCAAGCUGAAUCUCUAUCAGAUGCAGAUACCAUUUGAUCACCUUCCGUUAAAUAACAGAUAACAAAAUGUGAAAUAAAUCAUAAGGCAUGAACGGAUAAAUUAUUCCUUAGUCUUGGCCGUCCAAGCCAGUCGAGGAAAUAAAUGCAUAAUAUUUAAGUAGUAUCCGUCUUUCCAUUAUUUAAAGAAAUUGUUGCGAAUAAUUUGACAAAAGGGCGGGUUUUUUGCCUUGAUUAUUUGACAUAUUGUCAGAUAUAUGUGUUUUAUAUAUGUAGAAGUUGUCAUUGCAAUGUGUAAGGCUGUUAAACGCUUUGUGUCAUUGUAACAUGUAAGGCUGUUAAACGCUAUGUGUCAUUGUAACGUGUAAGGCUGUUAAACGAUAUGUGUCAUAUUAAUGUGUAAGGCUGUUAAACGCUUUGUGUCAUUGUAACGUGUAAGGCUGUUAAACGUUAAGUGUCAUUGUAAUGUGUAGGCUGUUAUAACGCUAUGUGUCAUUGUAAUGUGUAAGUCUGUUAUAAGAAUAUGUCCCAUUGUAAUGUGUAAGGCUGUUACACGCUAUGUUUCAUUGUAAUGUGUAAGGCUGUUAAACGCUAUGUGUCAUAGUAAUGUGCAAGGCUGUUAAAUGCUAUGUGUCAUUGUAAUGUGUAAGGCUGUUAAAUGCUAUAUGUCAAUGUAAUGUAUAAGUCUGUUAUAAGACUAUGUGUCAUUGUAACGUGUACGAUUGUUAAUGAUAUGUGUCAUUGUAAUGUGUAAGGCUGUUAAACGCUAUGUGUCAAUAUUAUGUAUAAGGCUGUUAAACGCUAUGUGUCAUUGUAAUGUGUAAGGCUGUUUUAACCACAUGUGUCAUUGUAACGUGUACGAUUGUUAACCCUAUGUGUUUUUGACAUGUGAAAAUAUACAUUGUGUAAGGCUGUUAUUUAACGAUUGAACUGUUUUAAGCUAGCAUUCAUAAGUCCAUGAAUGCCGACUGAAAGCAGUUCAAGGCUUAUAUUAUCGCUUGUGAUUUUGAAUCACAUUUCUCUAUUUAUUAACGGAAUUCAAAUUUUCCCGCUUUUAUCGUCCACGAGUUCUGUCAACCGUCUACACAUAUCCUUAUUAUAUAAAUAGUGCGUGAAACAACAGAAUACACGACAAGUUCAAUGAAUGUAUUACUAAUAUUUUAUACAUACAAAAUGACAAAAGAGUAGAGGAUAUCUAACAGUGUCUUCAGUAAUACCAAAUAUAUUUCACGA
Messenger RNA from Pecten maximus, 6406 nucleotides. RefSeq names its product fibropellin-1-like. The record is from RefSeq and is a predicted model, not a curated record. The transcript is spliced from 8 exons. Lineage: Eukaryota; Metazoa; Mollusca; Bivalvia; Pectinida; Pectinidae. Gene Ontology annotation, molecular function: calcium ion binding. The coding region runs from base 21 to 1619 and encodes 532 amino acids.